UCAAACUUUCAGACUCAUGUUACUGCUUGUACCCUUCAUAUCGUAUGUGUGUAAAAAUAACGUUUUUAAAGAACACUAGAUCUUUAUUUUGGUUCUGGAGCCAAACGGUGUAGUUUUUGUAAAGUGUACCGUGUUACAAGAAUAGGAUGGUAUGGUUUUCUUUUCUUGCUUUGCCGGUGAAAAAUUUGUUUUUUGACUGGCAAUGGUGACAAAAGUGUAUCAUCGCUUCAUAGCACCUGAUCUGACUUGUGGAACUUAACAUGGACUGCACAAGAUUUUUUUUUUUAAAUGUCAUUAUUCAACAGCAUUUUGGGGAAAUCUGGUUUAUCAUGAACAUCCGCAUGACCUACACUUCUGUAGCUGUGUGAAGGAAAUGAGUAACAUCAACGCCAUCUAAACUUGGCUUAAAGACGAUUCAGACACAUUUGAGCCAGACUGGCUCCACGUGUGGCUCACUGGAUACAUGAGGCUGGUCUAUGCACUGACUACGCUUUUUGUGUCGAACAUCAAUAAUGGCAACAGCUAGAAGUUCAGGGACCACAGGCCGUAUCUUAAUUCCUGACUCUUCCAAUUCUGCAUCCCAGUCCCCCACAAGCGGCGACCGCAAACUGCUGGAUAAAGUUCUUAAGAGAUUGGAGAAGCUCCAUAAAUUGUGCACUGACCCGAGAUUGGGUCUUAAAAAUAGCCCGCCAUACCUCCCUGAGCUAGUGUCAGAGACCGCAAGCCACCUAACAGAGUUAUGGGCGCACUACAGGGGACCCAUGAUGGCCGUGCCACGAGGGGAUGAGGGAGAAUAUCUACGGAUCCAUAUUAGACACUUGCUGGACAAGGCGGAGAGAGCCGUGCUGCUUUUCAAGAAUGGCAGGGAGAAGAUGUAUGAAGAAACUUCAAGCUACAGGAGAAAUCUUACUAAGCUGUCACUCCUCUUCAGCCACAUGUUGACUGAGCUGAGAUCAUUGUUUCCUGGGGGGCGUUUUCAGGGUGAUAACUUUAGACUUACAAAGACAGAGGCCAAAGAUUUCUGGAUGAACGCCUUUGGACAUAAGUGUAUAGUGCAGUGGAACAUUUUUAAACUGGAGCUAAAGAAGGUUCACUACUUUGAAGAGGGAAUGGAGGCUAUGGCUUUGAAGUCCACACUUGAUCUCACUUGUAACGAUCACAUAUCCAUCUUUGAGUUUGAUAUUUUCACCAGGCUUUUCCAGCCCUGGCCAACUUUGCUAAAGAACUGGAAUCAGCUAGCGGUAACUCACCCCGGAUACAUGGCAUUUCUCACCUAUGAUCAAGUCAGGGCUCGACUAGAGCACUACAGACAUCGUCCUGGCAGCUACAUUUUUCGUCUCAGUUGCACACAAAUGGGUCAGUGGGCGAUUGGUCAUGUGACCCAUGAUGGCAACAUUGUUCAAACCAUUCCUCAGAACACACCUCUGUUCCAGGCACUUAUAAAAGGUUUUAGGGAAGGCUGCUACUUAUACCCUGAUGGACGUGAUGUGAACCCUGACCUUACCAGCCUGUGCAGUCCAGUUCAAAAGGGUCGAGUCAAAGUUACAGAGGAACAGUAUGAGUUAUACUGUGAGAUUGGCAGCACCUUUCAGCUAUGCAAAAUCUGUACAGAACGGGACAAAGACAUAUGCAUUCAACCAUGUGGACAUCUGCUUUGCCAGCCUUGCCUGACCGGAUGGCUGAAGUCUGAUGGACACACAUGCCCUUACUGCCGCUGUGACAUCAGAGGUACAAAGUCUAUAUUUAUUGAGCCCUACACACCAGCGACAGAUGGGAAGGCGGAGCAAAGUGAGGAAGAGGAAGAAGAUGAUGAUCAUGAGGACGUAGGGCUAGUGAUGAAAAAACUGGCUGCUAUGAAAAAGAUGUCACAGGACGAGUACCAGGUUCCCAGCUCCAGCCUUUCACCUCCUCCCCUUCCUCCAAAACACAACAUCCUUUCAUCCUGUAAUUCUCCCAAACCACGCUCCAAAUCCUUAGAGUCAGGCGCUCUGGUCAUGGCUCAGUCUAGUUCGAAAACCACACAUGGUUUCAGGGCAGAAAACCCGCCAAAUCAAUCUACCUCCUCCACAGACAGAAGUGAGGAGUUGUCUGAACAAACCUGUCCUUCGUCUUUACCGUCGAUAACACACAAUAGGGUAUCCUGGGAAGGUCCUUCAGAAAAUGUUAAAAGGAGGAUGAAACCGAAAAGAAAGGAGAAAAAAGAAGAGGAUAAUAGUGGGGUGGAUUCAUUAUCUCUUUCAGCAACACAGCCAGAGAGAGAUUUUUCCUGACAUCAGACAGGAGUGUAAAAUAUAAUGGCAAAAAAUGUGAUUGUGUAUAUCAGAAACUUUAUAUAAAAUAUAUUGUAACAAGAUUUUGUUGGAAGAGUACAUUUUACAUUUUUAACACACUUUAAUUCUACCUCAUAUCUACUAAAUCUUUAGAGAAAAUCACCUUGUUUUUGUUUGUUUUGUUUGAAAGACUGCACAAUGAAAAGUAUUUUUCUAUAGCUUUUAAGACAGGUCAUUAAAAUUAUGAUUUGUG
Messenger RNA from Misgurnus anguillicaudatus (oriental weatherfish), 2523 nucleotides. It is a transcript of the gene cblc, whose product is annotated as Cbl proto-oncogene C, E3 ubiquitin protein ligase. NCBI's taxonomy places the organism in Eukaryota, Metazoa, Chordata, Actinopteri, Cypriniformes, Cobitidae. Gene Ontology annotation, biological process: cell surface receptor signaling pathway; negative regulation of epidermal growth factor-activated receptor activity. Gene Ontology annotation, cellular component: membrane raft; plasma membrane. Gene Ontology annotation, molecular function: calcium ion binding; ubiquitin protein ligase activity; SH3 domain binding. The record is from RefSeq and is a predicted model, not a curated record.